Molecule: messenger RNA, 628 nt
Organism: Beta vulgaris subsp. vulgaris (sugar beet)
Lineage: Eukaryota; Viridiplantae; Streptophyta; Magnoliopsida; Caryophyllales; Amaranthaceae
Exons: 4
Coding region: 175-408 (77 amino acids)
Source: RefSeq, a predicted model, not a curated record
UAUCAUAUACUACUUGUUAGUUGGUUAGACGGUGGGAUGGUGGCAAGUGGACAACGCGUAUAUAUUACAGUGGUAGUAGACUUAGGAGUACACCAUCAUAAUUCAUAGAACACUUCUAUAAUUUACAACUCAGAAUUUUGUAGUAGUAUUUAGCAGGCUUUGAUCAACUCAAAGAUGGGGGGAGGCAAUGCUCAGAAAUCUAAGAUGGCUCGCGAAAAAGCACUGGAGAAGAACAAGGCUUCUAAAGGAAGCCAACUAGAUACCAAUAAAAAAGCCAUGAAUAUUCAGUGCAAGGUAUGUAUGCAGACAUUCAUGUGCACGACUUCAGAGGUGAAAUGUCGAGAGCAUGCCGAAGCAAAGCAUCCAAAACAGGACGUUGAUGCAUGUUUUCCGCACCUCAAGAAAUGAUCCGUUCUGUUCUAAUGGUUAAAUGGAUGAUAAUUUAAGUUGAUGGGUUGUUGCCUGUUGGUUCAUCUUAAUUAUGCCGAAAGGAUGUGUGAUGUAUAACAAUUUGUAGCAGUCUUAAAGCUCUUCCAAAUACAUUUGUCUUUGAGAUGGGCAUCAUUUAAUGUUUUACUUUGUGCUUAAUGUGGCAAUGCAAUAGAAGUGUAUACCAGUUAUUCUAUCA